AUGGGGAAGGGUACUGAUAAAAUGUAUAUUACCCAUUCUGAAUGGUCCGGACAAUUUGGUGGAAUGCAAUUUGGUGGUAUCCAAAAAAGGACGGAAAGAGAUGUUUUUAAGAGACUUCCAUUUGAUUAUUGUUCUUUAUCAUUACAACCUUUUGAACAUCCAGUUUGUGCGCCUGAUGGUAUUAUCUUUGACUUGAAGAAUAUUUAUCCUUUUUUAAAGAAACAUGGAACAAAUCCCGUAACAGGCGAAAAAUUAGAGCCAAAAUCACUUAUAAAACUUAAUUUUCACAAAAAUUCUAAUGAUGAAUAUCAUUGUCCUGCAACAUAUAGAGUAUUCAAUGAUCAUACUCAUAUAGUUGCAAUUAAGACAACUGGAAAUGUAUAUUCUUAUGAAGCUAUUGAUCGAUUAAAUAUAAAGACAAAAAAUUGGAAAGAUUUAUUGGAGGAUGACCCUCAUAAUCUUGAAUCUCGUAAUUUAACGAAUUUUCAUUAUAUAAAAAAUGAUUUGAAAAUUGAUGAAGAUAAAUCUGAUAAACCUUUGAAUGAUAUAAAUAUCGAGGCCACUGGAUCGGCAGCUCUUGUUCUUACGAAAAUCGCUAGUCGAGAAGAUGAGAACAAAGAGAUCACAUCUAAAUCAGAUUCACAUGUAAAUAAAGAUUCAUCUUUACCAUCUUCAAAACCCAAAUCUUCCAAGAAUUUACCUUAUAAUGCAGCAUCUUACACAUGUGGUUUAGCAUCAGCUUCAUUAACUUCCACAGCAUUUACACCCGUGACCGAAAAUGAAAAUGCUCUUAUUGAUAAAGAAGAAUUCAUGUUUAAAGAGAUUAAAUCCAAAGGUUAUGUUCGUAUAGUUACUAAUCUCGGGAAUUUGAAUGUCGAACUUUUUUGUGAAAAGAUUCAAGGAGGUGAUCCAACAGGUACUGGUAAAGGUGGAGAAUCGUAUUGGAAAAAAGAAUUUCCUGAUGAAUUUAAAAGUAAUUUAUCACAUAAUGAACGAGGUUUAUUGAUUGGGGGAAACGAAGUUUUGGAUAAGAUGGAAUCAUUACCUACAGACAGUUCCGAUCGACCUUUAGAUGAAAUCAAAAUAAUUGAAGUUACUGUUUUCGUGGAUCCAUAUGAAGAGUAUAAUAAACGACUGGAAAGAAAACUAAGUCGUCAAAAGGAUGAUUCUUCGGAAAAAAAUAAAAUAAAAUCUCUCAAAGAUGAAAAGGAAUCGACAACUAAUUGGUUUGGUACAAAAUUAACAACACUACCAUCCAACAGAGAUCAAGAUAUUGGUGUAGGUAAAUAUUUAAAAUCAAUAAAUAAUAAAAGGGAUUUAGAUAGUGAGGAUUUAAAUAUCGAUUAUAUACCAGAGCAGAUUCCGAAAAAGUCAAAACAUUCUGGUAAUGACUUUGACUUUAGCAGUUGGUAA
This is a messenger RNA of Diversispora eburnea, 1413 nucleotides long. NCBI's taxonomy places the organism in Eukaryota, Fungi, Glomeromycota, Glomeromycetes, Diversisporales, Diversisporaceae. The record is from the annotation of a GenBank genome assembly.